Molecule: messenger RNA, 2421 nt
Organism: Aphidius gifuensis
Lineage: Eukaryota; Metazoa; Arthropoda; Insecta; Hymenoptera; Braconidae
Exons: 6
Coding region: 364-2421 (685 amino acids)
Biological process (GO): SCF-dependent proteasomal ubiquitin-dependent protein catabolic process
Cellular component (GO): SCF ubiquitin ligase complex
Molecular function (GO): protein binding
Source: RefSeq, a predicted model, not a curated record
UUUACUAAGUACAUUUUAAUAAGUAAAUAAAUUGUUUAUGUUUCUCCGUUAUUUACAAUUGGUUGACACAACAAACUGCUGAAUUCUGAAUGACAUAAAACUUAACCCACGAAUGUUGAGAUAAAUAUAAAUUCUCUCUUAAACUUUGUUAUUAAUUUUGUGUGUAUAUUAAAAAAUGAUUGCUCAUUAGAAAAGUGAUGUUGAUAUACCAAUUAUAAAAGUUCAAGUGAUCAAAAACAACUUAAAGUAUUAAAAAAAAUUCUUGUUUAUUUUAAAAAUACAACAACAGACAACAGAUUAUUCAUCAAUUACAAAUUGCUAAUAAACAACUAUCAAACAGAUAAUAAAUUAUAUAGGUAUGAAAUGGAGCAUCAUCGUAAAAUUUUACGUCAUUCAUUUUUUGUGGAAAAAGCAACACUAUUAGAAUCAAGUCCACUACGUCCUCGUUCAGUAAUUGCUCAAGGUUUUACACCAGCACCAAAUGACCGUGUUUUUAAUGAUGAUAAGACUAAACGUUUAAGAAAUCGUAGAUCACUUGGACUGUCAAACAUAACACGUAAAGAUGGUAUUGCUAAAUGCAUGAAGCUAAAUACACAAAUUAAAAAAAAUAUUAAAAAUGCAAUACUAUUAGACUCAAGUCCACUACGUCCUCGUUCAGUAAUUGCUCAAGGUUCAAUACCAGCACCAAUUGACGAUUUUGUCAAUGAUGAGUUGAUUAAACGUUCAAGAAGUCGUGCAUCACUUAAAGUAUUUAACAAAACACGUACGAUUAUGACUAUGCCACAAACAAGAGAUGAUAUUGUUGAACCCAUAAAACUAAGUACACAAAAUGAAAUGAAUAUUAAAAAUCCAACACUAUUAGAAUCGAGUCCACUACGUCCUUUAAGAAGUCGUACAACACUCAUACGAUUAAAACAAAGACGUCUGACUAUGCAACAAAUAACAGAUGAAAAUGCUGAAAGCAUGAAGCCUAGUACACGAAAUGAAAUAAAUAUUAAAAAUACAACACUAUUAGAAUCAAGUCCACUACGUUCUCGUUUAGCAAUUGCUCAACGUUCAACACCAGCACCAACUUACGAUGUUGUUAUUACUAAACGUUCAAAAAGCAGUAGACCACUUAAAUUAUUAAAAAAACAAUUAAAAGAUGAUCAUGCUGAACUCAGAAAGCUAAUAAAUGAACAAAUUGAAAAAAAUAUUUCAUUAACACAAAUGAUAAUGGAGCGUGUUAAUGAUGAUUGCCUGGCUGAAAUAUUCAUGUAUGUGCCAGCAUGUGAGAGACUAAAAAUUGCACUGGUAUGCAAAAAAUGGAAACGAGCCCUUGAUUAUUCUUGGUCUAAUGUCAAAAAACUUGAACUAACUUAUUGGCAAUAUCAUGGAUUGCCAUAUUGUUUAACGAGAUAUCAAACGGUUAGUGAAAAAUUAAAUUUUUUAAAUUCACUGCUUGGUAAAUGUGGUCGUUAUUUGAAAACAUUAGACUUGACAGCUUAUGCUCGUUGUAACAUAGUGCCAAUUAUAAAUGAUUAUUGUCCAAACCUCGAGAAACUUCGAUUGAGAUUCACCUCUAUUGACGAUACAAUGUUGUCCAAUGCAUUUACAGGUCUAUCUAAACUAAAAUCCUUGACAAUUAUAUUUGAAAAUUUGCGAAAUAAAAUAAUACCUGUGACUUUAAUAAAUUCGUUGAGAAACGUUGCUGGUACAUUGACUGAACUGAAUUUGUUAAAUUUUGUCAAUCACUUGUAUGAUAGUUGUGAUUAUCCAAAAGAAUUUGAUUGUGUGAUUCGUGAACUGAAGGUCAUGAAAAAAUUUGAAGUUGCUGGUAUACGAGAUUCUAAAAAUGUAUUUGAGUAUUUAAAAAAUAAUAAAAUGUCAUUUUAUUUAAACCAUAAUGAAUAUCUUAAAAAACCUCGUUAUCUGGGACAUCCGUUUAUAAAUAUCAGGUCAUUAAAUUUAUCAAGUUGCUUCAUUAAAGAUGAUACUUUGUAUACUAUUGCCAAUAUCAUCAAACGAUUAGAAAUUUUAACUAUACCUUGUGAACAGAUAACCGAUGACGGUGUAGUAUCACUUUCAAAGAUGAAUAAUUUACAAAUUAUUUAUUUAAACGGUCAUAAUAACGUUAUUGAUUCUUCAAUAAAAUUGCUCAAAAAUAUAGUAAAAUUAUCUUUGCCACACAGCAAUAAAAUUACUGAUGUUUCAGUCAUGAAACUUCUUGAAAAUUCACCAAAUAUUGAGCAACUUUUUCUUGACUUGGCAACAAGUUUGACUGUUAACUUUGUCAAAAAAGCAGCAGAAAUAUCAAGUCAACGAAAGCAACUUUUGAAUAUUACCAUUCAUUCAUUAAUACCUGAUGAAAGUGAUAUUGAUAUACCAAUUGAAAGUUCAAGUGUUCAAAAACAACUUGAAGUAUUAAAUUUGACAACAUAA